This is a messenger RNA of Marmota monax (woodchuck), 4325 nucleotides long. It is a transcript of the gene Nup133, whose product is annotated as nucleoporin 133. Bases 93 to 3560 code for a protein of 1155 amino acids. The record is from RefSeq and is a predicted model, not a curated record. Gene Ontology annotation, molecular function: protein binding; structural constituent of nuclear pore. Gene Ontology annotation, biological process: poly(A)+ mRNA export from nucleus; protein import into nucleus; transcription-dependent tethering of RNA polymerase II gene DNA at nuclear periphery. NCBI's taxonomy places the organism in Eukaryota, Metazoa, Chordata, Mammalia, Rodentia, Sciuridae. The transcript is spliced from 26 exons. Gene Ontology annotation, cellular component: nuclear pore outer ring.
GCGCCUUCCGGCGCUGGGGCUUUCAAGCUCUGGACGCGGGAGAACAGUGCUUGUCUCUAGUUGUGUCUCGGUCAUCGCUGUGUUCUGCGGUCAUGUUCCCGGCCGUCCCUUCACUGCGGACCCCGGGUCCCGGGUCCCGAAGGGGCCCGCUGGCCGGAGUCGGGGGUUCCACGCCCCGUGCGACGAGCAGGAGGGGCCCGUCCCUGGGCUCUGCGGUCGGCACUCCUGGGCCCUUCUCGCCUGUAGGCCGGCGGAGCUCGCUCAGCUCGCGAGGAACACCUACACGAGCAUUCCCGCACCACUCCGUAACUGAGUCUGUGAACUACGAUGUGAAGACAUUCGGAUCAUCUCUCCCUGUUAAGGUCAUGGAGGCCCUGACCCUGGCAGAGGUUGAUGACCAGCUAUCUGUUCACAUAAAUGAAGGUGGCUGGGCUUGCCUAGUCAGCAAAGAGAAACUGCUUGUUUGGAAGAUUACUCUGUCACCUGUCACCAAGUUAUCUGUUUGCAAAGAACUCCAGCUGCCACCUAGUGAUUUCCACUGGAGUGCUGACCUGGUGGCCCUGUCCUUCUCCGUUCCCUCAGGUGAAGCACAUUCCAUUCAGGCCGUUGCUGUCAUGGUUGCCACUAGAGAAGGGUCCAUCCGCUACUGGCCAAGUCUCGCGGGGGAGGACACCUACACAGAAACAUGCGUGGACUUGGGAGGGGACAAGAUCUGCAGGUUCCUCACAGCAGUCAAGGGAGGAAGCUUCAUCUUGUCCUCUGCAGGAAGCCAGCUAAUUCGGUUGAUACCUGAAAGCUCGGGGAAGAUCCAUCAGCACCUCUUGCCACAGGGGCAAGGCAUGCUUUCAGGGAUUGGUCGGAGGGUUUCCUCCCUUUUUGGAAUUUUGUCUGCUAGUAGUGAUCUCAUGCUUGCAGGUGUUCUCUGGGACAGUGGAAGCUCCAGCUUCUACAGCCUCACCAGCUCAAAUAUCAGUAAAUGGGAGUUGGAUGAGUCAUCAGAAAAGCAGGCACACAGCUGGGAUGUGCACCGAGCCCUGAAGGAGAACGUCACCGAUGCUAUCUGGGGAUCUGAAAGUAACUAUGAAGCUAUUAAAGAAGGGGUCAACAUUCGGUAUUUGGACUUGAAGCAAAACUGUGAUGGGCUCCUGAUUUUGGCAGCUGCGUGGCAUCCUGCAGACAACCCCUGCCUGGUCUAUUACUCCCUUGUGACAGUGGAAGAUAACGGCUACCAAAUGUCAGAUGCAAUUACAGUAGAAGUCACUCAGUACAAUCCACCUUUUCAGUCUGAAGACCUGGUCAUGUGCCGGUUGAUGGUCCCAGACUCUUCAAGCCAGACCGCCUACCUGUACACUGAGAACGCUGUCCACGUGUGCACCACUGGGACUGGGAAGUUUUCUCUCCCUCAGGAGAGAAUCAGCUUUAAUUCACAAGGAGAUGGCAUCCUGGGCGCGGGCUCCUGUGGCUGCAUUCCCCUCCUAUUCUCUAGAAACAGCGGGCUGGUGUCUAUCACUUGCAGGGAGAGUGUGUCCCUGCUGGCAGAAGAGCUGGAGGAGUCGUUGGCAUCUUCAGUUGCUGGACCAAGCAGUGAUAGCAUGGUCUUUGAGCCUACCACAAAGAAUGGGACAGUAGCCCAGGAAGACAGGACCAAGCUGCUGAAAGCUGCUUUUCUGCAGUACUGCAGGAAAGACUUGGGUCAUGCUCAAAUGACGGUUGACGAGCUGUUUUCCUCCCACUCCGACUUGGAUUCUGACUCUGAGCUGGAUAGGGCCGUUACCCAAAUCAGUGUAGAUGUGGUGGAUGACUACCCAGCCUCUGACCCUCGGUGGGCUGAGUCUGUUCCUGAAGAGGCACCUGGGCUCAGCAACACCUCCCUGAUCAUCCUCCACCAGCUGGAAGACAAGAUGAAAGCCCAUGGCCUCCUGGUGGACUUUUUGCACCAGGUUGGCCUAUUUGGGCGUCUGCACACAUCUCCAGUCAGAGGGACACCAAUGGCAACCCGCCGGCUGCUCUGUGAACACGCGGAAAAGCUAUCUGCAGCGAUUGCUCUCAAGAACCACCACUCACGGCGGCCAGACCUUGUGAACACUGCCAUCCAGGCGGCGCUGAGCAAGAGGGAGCGGGAGAUCCCACCCAGCCUGACGCCUGCAGACGUCUUCUUCCGUGAGGUUUCCCAGGUGGAUACCAUCUGCGAAUGUCUGCUGGAGCACGAGGAGCAGGUCCUGAGGGACACGGCGCUGGACUCCCUCGAGUGGGCGGAGGUGGCCGUCGACGUCAACACUGUUCUCAAGGACAUGCUGCAGGCUGCUAGUCAUUAUCGCCAAAAUAGAAGCUCCUUGUACAGGAGAGAAGACGCAGGAGGAAAAGAACCGGAAUAUGUUCCAUGGACAGCAACAAGUGGGCCCGCUGGCAUCCGAACCGCUAUCGUGCGCCAGCACGGGAUCAUCCUGAAGAUUGUCUACCCGCAGGCAGACAGCAAUCUCCGCAACAUCCUAAUGGAGCAACUGGUUGCACUGAUUGAUUGCUUUCUGGAUGGCUAUGUUUCACAGCUGAAGUCUCUGGACAGGUCCAGUGACCAGGAGAGAUAUAACAGCCUGGAAAUGGAGUACCUGCAGAGACGCUCAGACCUCUUGUCUCCUCUACUCACACUGGGCCAGUACUUGUGGGCUGCUUCUCUAGCAGAGAAGUACUGUGACUUUGACAUCUUAGUACAGUUGUGUGAGCAGACUGACAACCAGAGCAGGCUCCAGCGCUACAUGACUCAGUUCGCCGAUCAGAAUUUUUCAGACUUUCUCUUCCGUUGGUAUCUGGAAAAAGGAAAGCGGGGCAAGUUAUUGUCUCAGCCUGUUUCUCAACAUGGACAGUUGGCAAGUUUUUUGCAAGCUCAUGAACAUCUCAGCUGGCUACACGAGGUUAAUAGCCAAGAGCUGGAAAAGGCUCAUGCAACGCUUCUGGGUUUGGCAAAUAUGGAGACUCGUUAUUUUGCCAAGAAAAAAACACUUCUUGGCUUGAGUAAAUUGGCUGCAUUAGCAUCGGACCUUUCAGAGGAUGUAUUGCAAGAAAAAAUUGAAGCAAUGGCUGAGCAGGAGCGCUUCCUGCUGCACCAGGAGACCCUGCCUGAGCAGCUGCUGGCAGAGAGACAGCUGCGCCUCGGUGCCAUGCCCGUGCUGACAGCUCCACAGCUCAUCAGUCUGUACAUCUGUGAAGAAAACAGAAGAGCCAACGAGUAUGAUUUCAAGAAGGCUUUGGACUUGCUAGAGUAUAUCGAAGAGGAUGAAGACGUGAACAUUGACGACCUGAAGCUGGAAAUCCUCUGCAGAGCCCUGCAGAGGGACGACUGGUCCAGUUCAGAUGGUAAAGAUGAUCCAAUUGAAGUGUCUAAAGACAGUGUCUUUGUGAAAAUCCUGCAGAAACUUUUAAAAGAUGGCGUCCGGCUCAGUGAGUACCUGCCAGAGGUGCAGGGCCUGCUGCAGGCAGACCAGCUGGGAAGCCUCAAGUCCAACCCGUACUUUGAGUUUGUUUUGAAAGCAAAUUAUGAAUAUUACGUCCAGGGACAAAUGUAAAGUUUUCUACAACUGGUCACUUUCUAAGAUCUGUACAAGUGUGUCCAAUUAUAAAAUUUUAAGUGUGUCUUAAAAAAAAAAGUGUGUCCAAUUAUAAAAUUAAUUGAGUACAAUUAUAAAAAUUUUAGGCCUUAAACACUGGGGAGCUAGUGCACUGUGGUAGCACGUGCAGCAGAACUUUCUCUGUGCUGUAUUUGAAAGCUGAUAUAAUUUGCUGUACUGUGAUUUUGGCUUUUUAUGUGGCAUUUUCUCUUUUUCCACUGAAAUCUAUAUCAGUUGUCUGUGCAUUUACUGCCCUUUCUCUUCAUUAUUUUGUGGUAAUGGAGUUGAAUGCAGGGACGCUCUGCCACCAAGCUACAUCUCCAGCCUUUUUUAUUUUCUUAAUUAUUUAAAAUUUUGAGAUGGGGUUUCCCUAAGUUGCCUGGGUUGGUUGUCGUCCUGCCUCAGUCCCUGAGGUGCUAGGAUCAUAGGCCGCCAUACCCGGCUGACCCUCUCUCUGUUCUCUGUAACGUGGUCCAGUGUGUUUUGCAGCUCUCAUCCUGGUUCUGGCUGCACGUACACAUAUCACUUCUAGGCCUCGGGGGUCCAUGACCCUUAAAAGUGAGGAGGGCCCUGGAGUAUCUCUGAUGUUUAUGACACUGGAGAGGAUUUGGGGUGUUUGACUUCUGUUUUGGUUGGGACUAGUGGGAAAUACCUGUCUAGCAAGAUAAAUGUCAAAUUUUACUGACUUAACACAGAAUUAAAAGCAAAAAACAGUGGGCCUAA